Molecule: messenger RNA, 7074 nt
Organism: Striga asiatica
Lineage: Eukaryota; Viridiplantae; Streptophyta; Magnoliopsida; Lamiales; Orobanchaceae
Source: the annotation of a GenBank genome assembly
GUUCUCGUCUACAUCAUCGGCCGACUCCAUACGUAUAUAUUUAAAUCAAAUUCUAAAACCCCUUCCGAGGAAAAACUGAAUAUUGAGUGAGAUCGAAUUCUGGUCGGAAAACGGCCAGUUCUUCCUGCAACGACCGGAACUUCGGACUGCAUCACAGGGUUGUGUAGGGUUGGACUGAAUUGUGUUUAGGAGCACAGAAGAAGUGCUCUUGCUGUGCAUCGUGUCCUUUCGAUCCACUCGUUGCGCAAUUUCGAUUAGCUGAGCUGAUGGCGACUCCAGGGGGACCUAGACCUGGCAACUUCCCCCCCAAUUUCAACCCGAAUUUCAAUCCAAACGCGCUUGCCAACAAUAUGCAGAAUCUGCAAGUCAAUCAGCCCAGUCAGCAACAGCCUGGCGGAGGUUCCCAACCUCCCUACACCACACCCUUCGGUCAACAGCCCCGACCUUCUGCCGGUGCCCGUCCGGGCCCACCUCCUCCUCCAGUCGGGCCAAGGCCCCCGCCACCUGGUGUGUUCCCGACAUCUGCCAAUGGGCCCACUGCUCUCUCCCCUUCCAGGACCGGCCCUCGUCCCAGGCCCUUUCCGUCUGCCCCUCCAACUUCCGGGCCCACCACUUCACCCAUAAUGGGCACUCCGAAUGGUCCUUCUGCCUUGGGCCCGGGAAUUUCGCAAGGCGGGCCCAGAUUCCCUCCCACAAUGGGUAGUAUGCAAAGACCACCGCCGGUUGGGCCACCUCAGCAGCCUUCGCAGAUGCGUCCUAGCUAUGGUGGUCAGCCUACCAGUGGAUCACCGUCUCCUGCGGGGCAGCAAGCGACCCCAUUUGCAGGCCCGCCGUUUGCUGUGGGGCAACAGGCACCUCCGUUUUCGGACCGAACGCCGAACGUGGGGCCUCCUCAAGGAUCCUCCCAGUUUUCGGCGCCUAUUCCUGGUGGGCCCCAGCCUUUGGGCUCACCAUAUGGCAUGCAGACAUGGCCAGCACAACCGAACCAGCAGAUUUCUGAUCCUAUGCAACAGCAGCAGCCGAUGUUUGGAAUGCCUCCAGGUGGGCAACAACCUCCAAAUCAAUCUAUGUCUAUGGGUCAAACAGGACAAACUAACAUUGAUCCAGGCCAGAUUCCCAGCCUCACGCCAACAGGUUCUGCUGUAAUUUUGCACGAGACCCGACAGGGAAAUCAGGCAAACCCUCCUCAGCCUGCAACAAGUGACUAUAUAGUAACAGACACUGGAAAUUGCAGUCCACGCUACAUGAGGUGUACUACAAACCAGAUUCCAUGUACUGUAGACCUUCUGUCGACAUCGGCGAUACAGUUGGCUUUAUUGGUCCAGCCUUUAGCUCUUCCACAUCCGUCCGAGGAACUCAUCCAUGUUGUUGAUUUUGGGGAAAGUGGUCCCGUCAGGUGUUCUCGCUGCAAAGGUUACAUAAACCCAUUCGUAAAGUUUAUUGACCAAGGAAGACGAUUCAUUUGCAACUUGUGUGGAUUUACAGAUGAAACUCCACGUGACUAUCACUGCAACUUAGGUCCUGAUGGCCGGCGCAGAGAUGCUGAUGAUAGACCUGAGCUAUGCAGAGGAACAGUUGAAUUUGUGGCUACCAAGGAAUACAUGGGGUCUAUAGGAUCCGUUGUACCUUAUGAGGAAAUUUUCUCAGCACUGCAAGGCAUGGGCUCGCUUAAAGCUCCAGGUAUGGAUGGGUUGCACGCCCUCUUCUACAAACAGAACUGGGAGAUGCUGCGGGAUCCAAUGCCUGCUGUAUUUUUCUUCCUUAUUGAUGUAUCCAUGAAUGCCAUACAAACUGGUGCAACCGCUGCAGCUUGCACUGCAAUCAACCAAGUUAUAGAUGAUCUUCCUAAGGGUCCUCGAACCAUGGUGGGCAUUGCUACAUUUGACUCUACCAUCCACUUUUACAACCUAAAACGAGCUUCACAGCAGCCGUUAAUGCUUAUUGUUCCUGAUGUUCAAGAUGUAUACACUCCUCUUGAAAGUGAUGUUAUUGUUCAACUUGAUGAGUGCCGCCAGCAUUUGGAGGUAUUACUAGAAAGCAUUCCUACAAUGUUUGAGAGUAAUAGAAUUGCUGAUUCAGCUUGUUGUGCUGCAGUAAAGGCAGCUUUCUUGGCAAUGAAAAGCACUGGCGGCAAACUGCUUGUCUUCCAAUCCACAUUGCCAUCAACUGGUAUUGUAUCCCUUUCUGCUAGAGAAGCAGAAGGCAGAAGCAACACAUCAGCUGCAGAAAAGAAUUUGUAUUCUGGGAGCUUAACUGCAAUGGUUGGGUUUCAGGAGGCUCACAAAUUACUCCAACCGACUGACCAAAAUUUGAAAACUAUGGCCAUUGAGUUCGCAGAGUAUCAGGUCUGUAUUGACUUGUUCAUUACAACACAAUCGUAUGUCGAUAUAGCUUCUCUCUCUGUCUUUCCAAGAACUACUGGAGGCCAGGUUUACUACUAUUACCCUUUCUCUGCUCUUUCCGAUACUGCUAAGCUUUACAAUGAUCUCCGCUGGAAUGUCACAAGGCCACAAGGAUUUGAAGCUGUGAUGCGUGUUAGAUGCAGCCAGGGUAUUCAAGUUCAGGAAUAUUCUGGAAACUUCUGUCGGCGCAUACCAACGGAUGUUGACUUACCUGCGAUUGAUUGUGACAAAACAAUAAUGGUGACACUGAAACACGAUGACAAGUUACCAGAAGGUUCUGAGUGUUCAUUCCAGUGUGCCCUUCUAUACACCACUAUAUACGGACAAAGAAGAAUCCGGGUUUCUACCUUGUCACUGCCUUGCACCAACAUGUUAAGUGACUUGUUCCGGGCGGCUGACUUGGACACCCAGUUUGCCUGCAUGUUAAAGCAAGUUGCUGCUGAAAUUCCUUCAGCUUCUCUUACACAAGUGAGUGAACAAGCUACGAAUGCUUGCAUCAACAUCUUGUACUCUUACCGCAAGUUUUGUGCUACUGGUUCAUCUUCCGGACAGCUUCUUCUGCCCGAGGCACUUAAAUUGUUGCCUCUAUAUACACUUGCGUUGCUCAAAAGCGCUGGUUUACGUCAUGAUGGGAGAAUAGACGAGAGGUCCUACUGGAUCACUCACGCAUCUCAUUUACCCACACCUUUGGUAAUUUCAUUUGUGUACCCAAGAAUGAUUGCCAUUCAUGACCUUGAUGAAAAGGAGUCGGAUGAUUCCAUUAUUCCCACUCCCAUUGUGCUUAACAGCGAGCAAAUUAGUGAUGAAGGAAUAUAUCUUCUUGAGAAUGGAGAAGAUUGUUUAAUUUAUGCUGGUAACUCAGUUCAGCCAAAUAUUUUGCAACAGUUGUUUGGAGUUUCAUCUGUUGAAGAAAUUUCCAACCAGUUCACUCUUCAGGAAUUCGACAAUUCUUUGUCAAAGAAGCUGAAUGCCAUUGUAAAUGAAAUAAGACGUCAGAGGUGUUCUUAUUUACGCUUGAAAUUUUGUAAAAAGGGAGACCCUUCAGGUGAUUUUCGCCUUUUCCUUUAUGUUCUCGAGGUGUUUGUACUGCGAUUUACUUGUUUUAUUUCGCUGAUGAAUGUUAUCGCUGAAAGAUACUUAGGUUGCUGGAGCUUGGGGUUCAUCUGUUUCCUUUGUUCACUCCCCGAGACGGAUAGUUCCUCCGGUAGCCUGGACUCUGCUGAUCAGAACAUGAGCCUUUCAGAACAAAACAGCAGGAGGAGGGAAAACAGUAGCCAACGGCCCAGGAACAAUAAUUAUUCGCGAAACAACCGUCGUGAGUGGGUCCCACGCGGAUCAGCACCUGCUCCUCACACUUUAGUUCCAUCAGCUAGUGAAGAUGUUCCGAUUCAGAAUGACACUGGAAAUGGUGCAGAGCCCAUCAACAGGCCUGUCAGGCCCAUUGUUCCCAUGGGCAACAGGAACCAUGGUGCAUCGAGAGGAAAUCCAGCCCGCUUCACAAACCGAAGAGGGAAAGAGAUGGAUGAUAAAGGGAAGUACAACCGUGAUGAGAAUCCCAAGGCAUCAAAGGGUACCAACAUACCCCAGCUCGUGCAGGAAAUUCAGGACAAGCUCUUGAAGGGUUCGGUCGAGUGCAUGAUUUGCUACGACAUGGUUAGAAGGUCUGCCCCCAUUUGGUCGUGCUCCAGCUGUUACUCAAUUUUCCAUCUGAGUUGCACCAAGAAAUGGGCCAAGGCCCCAACUUCUAUUGAUUUGCUGGCCGAGAAGAAUCAGGGCUCUAACUGGCGCUGCCCAGGAUGCCAGUCCGUGCAACUUAUGUCGGCGAAGGAGAUUCGAUACAUGUGCUUUUGCGGGAAAAGGCCGGACCCGCCUACCGAUUUGUAUUUGACACCACAUUCUUGUGGGGAGCCAUGCGGAAAGCCAUUGGAAAGAGUGAUUCCUGGCAGCGACUUGAGUAGUGAGGAUAUCUGUCCUCAUGUCUGUGUUUUGCAGUGCCAUCCAGGCCCUUGUCCGCCUUGCAAGGCAUUUGCCCCUCCACGCAAGUGCCCUUGUGGGAAAAAGGUUAUUACCACGAGAUGUGCCGACCGAAUGUCAGUACUUACCUGUGGGCAAGCAUGUGAUAAGCUUCUCGACUGCGGGCGGCAUCGUUGUCAGAGUGUCUGCCAUGUGGGUCCGUGUGAUCCUUGUGAGGUUCUUGUCAAUGCUUCCUGUUUUUGUAAGAAGAAGGUCGAGGUUGUUCUAUGCGGGGAUAUGACUGUGAAGGGGAAACUCGAGGGGGACUGUGGCGUGUUCUCGUGCGGUUCUGUCUGCGAGAACAAACUCAACUGUGGUAAUCACGUCUGCCAAGAGACGUGCCAUCCAGGCUCGUGCGGCGAAUGUGAAUUAUUGCCGACAAGGAUCAAGACUUGCUGCUGUGGUAAGACGAACUUAACCGAGGAUCGACAAAGCUGUUUGGAUCCAAUCCCUACUUGUUCGAAGAUUUGCCACAAAAUCCUCCCUUGUGGUUUGCAUCGUUGCGAGAACGUCUGCCAUCUCGGGACUUGCCCGCCGUGCCACGUGCUCGUCACCCAAAAAUGCCGCUGUAACUCCACCUCCCGAACCGUAGAGUGCUACAAAACCGUCAUGGAAGAAGGAAAAUUCACCUGUGACAAGCCCUGCGGCCACAAGAAGAACUGCGGGAGGCACCGUUGCAGUGAGCGUUGCUGCCCGCUCUACAAUACCUCCUCCGGCCAGCCCUCGGCAGAAUGGGACCCGCACCUUUGCUCGAUGCCAUGUGAGAAGAAGCUGAGGUGUGGGCAGCAUUCCUGCACCUCAUUAUGCCACAGCGGUCACUGUCCUCCAUGUCUUGAGACGAUCUUCACUGACCUGACGUGUGCAUGCGGUCGAACCUCAAUCCCACCCCCUCUGCCAUGUGGCACUCCCCGACCCUCCUGCCAGCACCCUUGCUCGGUGCCCCAGCCGUGUGGCCACUCGUCUUCCCACAGCUGCCAUUUCGGGGACUGCCCUCCGUGCUCGGUUCCUAUUGCCAAGGAGUGUGUGGGCGGGCACGUGGUCCUCCGUAAUAUCCCGUGCGGGUCAAAAGACAUCAGGUGCAACAAGCUGUGCGGGAAAACGAGGCAGUGCGGGCUGCACGCAUGCUCGAGAACCUGCCACCCUGGCGCAUGUGGUUCCUCCUUCACUUCUGUCCCGGUUGGCACUCGGGUGUCGUGUGGACAGACUUGCGGGGCCCCCAGGAGAGAUUGCAGGCACACGUGCACAGCCCUCUGCCACCCCUUGUCCCCCUGCCCAGAUGUGAAAUGCGAGUUCCCAGUCACCAUCUCCUGUUCCUGUGGCCGUAUGACAGCUGCCGUUCCCUGUGGGGCUGGAGGAGUUGCCGCCGACGGGUAUAGUAACGUCGACAGCUUUCUGGAAGCUUCCAUAGUCCAGAAGCUUCCCGCGCGCCUCGAGGAGAACGGGCAGAGAGUUCCGCUCAGCCAGCGGCGGCUCGCGUGCGACGACGAGUGCGCAAAGAUGGAGCGGAAGAAGGUUCUGGCGGACGCCUUCGGCGUGGGCCCGCCGAGCCUGGACGCGCUCCACUUUGGGGAAACAACUGCUUCUGUCUCGGAGGUGAUAUCGGACCUCCUCAGGCGGGACGCCAAGUGGGUGCUGGCGGUGGAGGAGAGGUGUCGGCAGCUGGUGUUAGGGAGAAGCAGGGGCGGAUUGAACGCUCUUAAAGUGCAUGUUUUCUGUCCGAUGCCUAAGGAGAAGAGGGAUGCUUUGCGGCUGAUAGCAGAGAGGUGGAAGCUCUCGGUCAACUCGGCUGGCUGGGAGCCGAAGAGGUUUGUGGUGGCUCACGUUACGCCAAAAUCAAAAGCCCCAUCCCGUAUACUUGGUUUCAACAAGUUAUCCGGCCCAGCUGGCAAUAUUCUGCAGCCGCCGGUUUUUGACCCACAACUGGACAUGGACCCGCGCCUCGUCGUUGCUUUGUUUGAUUUGCCGAGGGAUGCGGAUGUGAGUGCGCUUGUUUUGAGAUUCGGUGGGGAGUGUGAGUUGGUUUGGUUGAACGAUAAAAAUGCUUUGGCGGUUUUUGGCGACCCAGCUCGUGCGGCUACUGCUAUGAGGAGAUUGGAUCAGGGGUCGGUGUACCAUGGAGCUGUUGUUGUGGUUGCUCAGAAUAGCGGGGGUUCUGUGGGUGUGAGCUCGGGUGGGGCUCUGAAGGGGAAUAAUCCGUGGAAGAAGGUGGUUAUGCAGGAUUCUUCGAGCUGGAAGGAGGGUAGUAGUAGUAGUAGUAGUUGGUGGGGGCCUGAGGAUUUGUCGAAAUCUUGUGGGGAUGGUAGUGGUGGGCCUAAUGCGAAGGAGAAAGAGGGUUUGGGUGUGGGCUCAAGCAACAGGUGGAGUGUUUUGGUGUCGGGAAGCGUUUCCAGGUCGAGCGAUGGUGCUUCUGCGAAAACCGAGAAUUUUCGGAAUAGGACGGGUGAUGAUAAGAUGAUAACGGGCUCUGGUGGGGUGGAUAAAUCGGGUUUGAGUUCGGUGGUGAAUCGGGCAGGUUCGAGCGACGACACGUCUGCUGAUGUGGUGGAUGAUUGGGAGCAAGCCUGUGUAGAUUGAAAGUUUCGCAUGAAUUGAAGGCUUUUUUGUGUUUUCAAGUUGUUAGUAAGAUGGGAGAUUGUCAUUCUACCAUGAUGAUUUUUUU